This is a messenger RNA of Acinonyx jubatus (cheetah), 1002 nucleotides long. RefSeq names its product 14-3-3 protein zeta/delta-like. The record is from RefSeq and is a predicted model, not a curated record. NCBI's taxonomy places the organism in Eukaryota, Metazoa, Chordata, Mammalia, Carnivora, Felidae. Gene Ontology annotation, biological process: signal transduction. Gene Ontology annotation, cellular component: cytoplasm.
GGUGCCCCUGCUGCCGGGGCUGUGGUUGGAGGAAACCCCUUGUCUGCGGAGCGGCUGUACCCUGUGAGCAGCGAGAUCCGGGGACAGAGUCUCAGCCUCGCCGCUGCCACCCAGAGACUGCUGAGCCCCCGUCCGUCCGUCCGUCCGCCGCCACCCACUCCGGACACAGAACAUCCAGUCAGGGAUAAAAAUGAGCUGGUGCAGAAGGCCACGCUGGCCGAGCAGGCUGAGCGAUAUGACGACACGGCAGCCUGCAUGAAGUCUGUAACUGAGCAAGGAGCUGAAUUAUCCAAUGAGGAGAGGAACCGUCUCUCAGUUGCUUAUAAAAAUGUUGUAGGAGCCCGUAGGUCAUCUUGGAGGGUCGUCUCAAGUAUUGAGCAAAAGACGGAAGGUGCUGAGAAAAAAACACAGACGGCUCGAGAAUACAGAGAGAAAAUUGAGACCGAGCUAAGCGAUAUCUGCAAUGAUGCACUGUCUCUUUUGGAAAAGUUUUUGAUCCCCAGUGCUUCGCAAGCAGAGAGCAAAGUCUUCUAUUUGAAAAUGAAAGGAGACUGCUGUCCUUACUUGGCUGAGGUUGCUGCUGGCGAUGACCAGAAAGGGACGGUGGAUCAGUCACAACAAGCAUACGAAGAAGCUUUUGAGAUCAGCGAAAAGGAAAUGCAGCCGACACACCCUAUCAGAUUGGGUCUGGCCCUUAACUUCUCUGUGUUCUAUUCUGAGAUUCUGAACCCCCCAGAGAAAGCCUGCUCUCUUGCAAAGACAGCUUUUGAUGAAGCCACUGCUGAACUCGAUACAUUAAGUGAAGAGUCCUACAAAGACAGCACGCUAAUAAUGCAAUUACUGAGAGACAACUUGACAUCGUGGACGUCGGAUACCCAAGGAGACGAAGCUGAAGCAGGAGAAGGAGGGGAAAAUUAAUCGGCCUUCCAGCUUUUGUCUGCCUCAUUCUAAAAUUUACACAGUAGAGGGGCGCCUGGGUGGCUCAGUCGGUUAAGCGUCCGA